GCGCGUGCGCGGUAAGGGCAGUGUGGACGCGCGCGCGUCAGUGCGGUUUGGUUGUGUUCGUCUGCAGUCGCUUUCAGUGGAUAAAAGGGUUAGGGUUAGUGUUCAACGCCCAUCGCUCGUUCGGAUCGCUCGGGUGUGUACGGAGCCUGCGUGCGGAGCGGCAUCGCGGCGUUUUAUUCAGCGUUUCUCUCACAUUCGUGUGUGUGUGUGAGCAAGAGAUGGUGAUGGAGAAGCCAAGCCCCCUGCUCGUAGGACGCGAGUUUGUGCGGCAGUAUUACACACUCCUCAAUAAAGCACCUGAUUACCUGCACAGGUUUUACGGCAGGAACUCGUCAUAUGUUCAUGGAGGUGUGGACAGCAGUGGGAAACCAGAGGAGGCCGUGUACGGUCAGGCUGAGAUUCAUAAGAAGGUGAUGUCACUGCAGUUCAGUGAGUGUCACACUAAGAUUCGACAUGUUGAUGCUCACGCGACCCUUGGAGACGGGGUCGUCGUCCAGGUGAUGGGAGAGCUGUCCAAUAGUGGCCAACCGAUGAGGAGAUUCAUGCAGACGUUUGUGCUCGCCCCUGAGGGUUCGGCUGUUAAUAAGUUCUAUGUGCACAAUGACAUCUUCCGCUAUGAGGAGGAAGUGUUUGGAGACUCUGAGGCUGAACUCGGAGACUCUGAGGAAGAGGAGGUGGAGGAAGAGCAGGUCGAGACUCAAGCGUCACCUGAGCCCACUCAGGACACCCCCACCAGCACCACCUACUAUGAGCCGCCUCCUGUCAGUAAUGGAGUCGAGGAGCAGCAAGAGGAGGCGGGACCAGAGGCGGAGCCAGAACCUCAGCCUGAACCGCAGGCCAGUCAGGAGGCAGAGACUGAGCUUAACCCUGAAGCAGAGCUCCAGGUGUCAGAGGUGGAGCCUGAGGAGGAGGAGAAACUGCCUGAACAGGAGAAAGGCCCCACCCCCGGCCCCGCCCAGACUCCACCCCCUCACACCACUGAACAGACCAAGCAGGCAUUCUCAUGGGCUUCAGUGACCAGUAAGCAUCUUCCGCCUGCCGGAGCACUGCCCGCUUCUGGAAUCUCACCACACGUGGUGAAAGCCGCCAGCGCUCAGCCUCGUGUGGAGAUGAAACAAGAAGUUCAGUCAGUGUUACCCAGAGAUCAACGGCGAGAGAGAGCCUUCCCUCCACGAGCUGCCAGAACUGAUGGCAGUGUCUCUGAAGUUCAGGGUGGGAAACAGUACAUCAGUUUUAAAGGUCGUGGGGAGUCUGAUGGUGGUGAUGUGGACACUCGCAGGACUGUUCGGUAUCCUGACACACAUCAGCUGUUUGUUGGGAAUCUUCCUCAUGACAUUGAUGAAGGAGAACUGAAGGAUUUCUUCAUGACGUUUGGGAACGUCAUAGAGAUGAGAAUCAAUACGAAGGGAGUCGGUGGGAAACUGCCAAACUUUGGUUUCGUGGUGUUUGAUGACUCUGAGCCUGUGCAAAGGAUUCUGGGAGCUAAGCCAGUCAUGUUCCGUGGUGAAGUGCGACUCAAUGUGGAGGAGAAGAAGACGCGAGCGGCUCGAGAGCGGGAAACCAGAGGCGCGGCUGAUGGUCGGCGCGGGCCCCGGGGUCCUAUGGGGAAUGGAAUGGGGCGUGACAGAGAUGGCCGUGGCCCGCCUUCAUCAAGGGGAGGGAUGGGGGCGGGAAGAGGUGGCGGUCAGAGUGGAGAGAACCGGUUUUCGGGACCGCGCCGCUGAGACGCCCCCUGUGGACGGGAGGAUCACAGAAGAAAUCUCUCUUUGCUUUUUUUUCUCUCUCUCUCUGGCCCCUGUUUUAUUUUUACUUUCUCUCUGGUUUUUGGACUGUGAUUGGCCCUAAAAGAACUCUCACCCGCACCGAUAAGGAACUGUCAUCUGCGCCUUUUUGUGUUUUGUUUAUUUUUGUAAAAUAAUUUUGUGAAGAUGAACGGGACAUGUGACCUUUUUUGCUUUGGAACGAAAGUUGAAUGUCAUGGUGGGGUUUCCUCAUUGAACUGAUUUCUAGCACAUUUUAUAAUGGACGAACAUCAACGCUUCAUAAAUCAGUGAUCGGUGUACACGUAUUUAUUUUCCUAGUUAAUAAAAACAGUGGUGGUGCCUUAUCUCUCUCACCCAAUCUCUCUCUCUCUCUCUCUCUCGAUGUUAGAUCAGAGAGUUUGUUCAUAGAUUGCUGCAGUCGUCGCAUUCAGUGAUGUGCUGCAUGUGCGUGCGUCUGUCUGUGCGUGGGUGCGUCUGUGCGUGCGUCUGUCUGUCUGUGCGUGCGUGCGUGUCUGUCUGUGCCUGCGUGUCUGUGCGUGCGUCUGUCUGUCUGUCUGCGUGCAUGCGUCUGUCUGUCUGCGUGCAUGCGUCUGUCUGUCUGUCUGCGUGCAUGCGUCUGUCUGUCUGCGUGCAUGCGUCUGUCUGUCUGCGUGCAUGCGUCUGUCUGUCUGUCUGCGUGCGUGUCUGUGCGUGUGUUAGUGUGUGUGUGUGAGAGAUGUACUGAGUGCGUGUGUUUUGUGUGUGUGUGUGUGUGUCUGUCUGUGCCUGCGUGUCUGUGCGUGUGUCUGUCUGUCUGUGUGCGUAUGUUUUGUGUGUUUAGUGUGUGUGUGUGAGAUGUGCUGAGUGCGUAUGUUUUGUGUGUUUUGUAUGUCUGUGCUGAGUGUGUGUCUGUGCUGAGUGCGUGUUUUGUGUGUCUGUACUGUGUGCGUGUGUGUGUGUGUGUGUGUGUGUGUGUGUGUGUGUUGCCAGUAUUACAGGUUCUGAACCCGGAACAGUCCAGAUAUGCGCUGAUUGCUUAUGGCUGCUUUUAUUGUGUUUGUUUUUAGUUUUGAUACUGAAGCUGGAUUGAAGUUCUUUACUGAAUGAGUUUUUUCUUCCGUUUACCGAAAACCACUUUACAUGUCCAUUUGCUGAGCGAGACGCGCUUUUCAUACAGAGUUCUGAAGCACUUUCUCACUGCACUAUACACAUCGUUUGGUUCUGGUCCUGGGUUUGGAUUUUACUUCCAUCGGCUUCAGCAGGUUUUUGUUUGAAUGUGUUUUCAACUUUAAAUAAACUACUGAAAUCUGCAACAAA
Messenger RNA from Myxocyprinus asiaticus (Chinese sucker), 3059 nucleotides. It is a transcript of the gene g3bp2b, whose product is annotated as G3BP stress granule assembly factor 2b. Gene Ontology annotation, molecular function: mRNA binding. The record is from RefSeq and is a predicted model, not a curated record. Gene Ontology annotation, cellular component: ribonucleoprotein complex; cytosol. The coding region runs from base 219 to 1724 and encodes 501 amino acids. NCBI's taxonomy places the organism in Eukaryota, Metazoa, Chordata, Actinopteri, Cypriniformes, Catostomidae. The transcript has 13 exons.